AUGCGUUUCCGAACCAUAGUAUCAAACUCCAACCUGCUGCUGCGCGUAGUCCAGAGCAUCGACAAGCUUGCCAAGGGCGCGAUCCUAAAGCUAACACCCGAAAAGCUGCACAUCAUCGUACUGACAGACAUUGACUCAGGGCUCCAGCUAUGGUCAGAUGUUGCAGUGGACGCACUGUUCCAAGACUACCGUAUUGAGAGCAUCCACAACAACGAGAUAUACCUAGAAUUCAGCAUCGACAACCUCAUGCGGGCACUGAAAUCAGCGCAGGGCGCGCUGCGCACCACCUUGAAGCUGACAAAGAAGCAGGUGCACAUCAUGAUGCCGCCUCUGAACAGCGUGCGCAGCAUUGCUGAGCGCAUGAAGACCAUGGGCGAUAGAGUCGCCAUAUCGGCGAACCGGGAGGGCGAGAUGACGAUCAGAGUGACAAACGAGUUGGGACUCGAGAAUCUCUCGUACGAUGCGUCGCAGGAGCCGUCGGCGAGCACGACGCCAGGGAGGGCGCCUGGGGACCAUUUCACAGCGGUCGUGGACAUGAAGAAUUUUCUGCGCUUUUUGCAGAGCUACCACGUCGCACCCAAGAAUAUUGUGUGCUGCAUUAUUGAGCAGCAUGCCGUGGUCUUUUACGUGUACAUCGGCACCACUGGGUAUGGCGUUGGCGCACUGAAUGACCAGAACUGCGGGUCGCUCACGUACUUUGUGCCAGUUCGCCAGGUGUGAUGGGGACUGGACGACUUUCCAUCAGCCUGCCUAGUUUUGGAGUUGCUGCAGUUUCUGGGUACCUUUUUUUUUUGUCUCCGCUCUCAUCUUAAAAAUUUCAUUUUUC
Messenger RNA from Linderina pennispora, 826 nucleotides. Its product is annotated as cell cycle checkpoint. Gene Ontology annotation, cellular component: checkpoint clamp complex; site of double-strand break; nucleolus. The transcript is spliced from 3 exons. Bases 1 to 720 code for a protein of 239 amino acids. The record is from RefSeq and is a predicted model, not a curated record. Gene Ontology annotation, biological process: meiotic DNA integrity checkpoint signaling; double-strand break repair via homologous recombination; mitotic DNA replication checkpoint signaling. Lineage: Eukaryota; Fungi; Kickxellomycota; Kickxellomycetes; Kickxellales; Kickxellaceae.